CGAGGGUGAUGGUAGCAGAAUGAAUAGCGUGCUGCUUGCGCCAGACGGGCGAGUGUGCGCCGGUUGGGGAAGCUUGUCUCGGCCUGCCUGUCUUGCGUUGUGAUCGCGGUGGUGAAUCGGCGCGAAGCAGGCUCUACUCGCGGCAGGCAUCAACGUUGAAGCCAAGUGAAUGAAUGGUUUCUGUUUGUACGACUAGGAAAGUGUGACGUGCGGUGUGUGUGUCUGUGCUGUGAGAUCGCCGCGAUGAUAGGUUUAAAUCUACGAGUCACAGGGCACUGUAACCAGGGUGGCCGUAAAUAUAUGGAAGAUGCCUUCGUCGUCGCAUACCAGCAGACCAAGGACAAGGCAGACCUGGAAUACGCGUACUUCGGCAUCUUCGACGGUCACGGUGGUCGUGAAGCCGCGCUUUACGCCAAGGAGCAUUUGCUCGACGCUAUUGUGAAACAAAGCGACUUUUGGUCAAAUAACGAUGAACACGUGCUGCGUGCCAUCAAGCACGGCUUCCUCACAACACAUCUUGGCAUGUGGAAGGAAGUUGGCAAGUGGCCCAAGACAAUGUCAGGUUUGCCAAGUACAUCAGGCACAACCGCGAGCAUCGGCUUCAUUCGAAGGGGCAAGCUGUUCAUUGGCCAUGUUGGAGAUUCACGUAUAGUACUUGGAAGUCAAAGUAUGGAUGGGGAGAACUGGUACGGGCAGCCACUGACGCAUGACCACAAGCCUGAAAACCCACGGGAGAAGGAGCGCAUCCACAGUGUGGGUGGCCUGGUCAUGAACAAGUCUGGGGUGGACCGAGUUGUUUGGAACCGUCCUUGCGUCGGUCACCGUGGCCCUGUCCGGAGGAGCACCCACUUUGACAAGAUCCCCUUUCUGGCAGUGGCAAGAUCUUUGGGUGACCUGUGGAGCUACAACUACACAGCAGGCAAAUUUGUAGUCAGCCCUGAGCCAGAUGUGAGUGUCGUAAAGCUGGACACACGCCGAGACCGCUGCAUUGUCAUGGCCUCGGAUGGCUUGUGGAACAUGGUGGACAUCACUGAGGCCGUUCGAUAUGUGCAGCAGGCAGAGCGGGACAAUGAGCAUGCAUUCCUUGAAGCUGCCCAGGCUGGUUCGCAAGAUUAUCAGGUGUACAACCCUUCCAAAAUGUUGGUGGAUGAAGCCCUGUACCGCUGGGGCCGUGUCAAAACCCGUGCUGACAACACAAGUGUGGUGACAGUGAUGCUUGACCCGGCGGGCCCAUCGCGCAACGAGGUGCUUCUGCGUCAGCGAUUUCUGCACCGACUGCGGCCUAGGGAGGAAGUACGAGCACCAGAGCCACAAGCACCACCAUCGCCAAAGCCUGGCUCCCUUGCUCCUGAUGAACGAGAGCUGAGCCCACCAAGGUCUCCGUCCAGUGACCCGGAAAGUGAUGAGCCAGAAGGAAUGCGAGGCCUUCCACGGGUAGUGAUCUUGACGCCCAAGCGAGUCUACCCGUCAAUUUCGCCACCCUCAUUGAGGGCAGAGGCCAUGCAAGCAGAAAGCCAAGAAUCAAGGCCAGAGUCAAUGCCAGAGCCAAGUUCAGAGUCAAUGCCAGAGCCCAGUGUGGAGUCGAGGCCUGAGCCCAGUUCGGAGUCAAGGCCAGAGCCCAGUUCGGAGUCGAGGCCAGAGCCCAGUUCGGAGUCGAGGCCAGAGCCCAGUUCGGAGUCGAGGCCAGAGCCCAGUUCGGAGUCGAGGCCAGAGCCCGGUUCGGAGUCGAGGCCAGAGCCCAGUUCGGAGUCGAGGCCAGAGCCCAGUUCGGAGUCAGUGCCAGAGCCAAGUUCAGAGUCAAUGCCAGAGCCACGUUCAGAGUCAAUGCCUGAGCCAAGUUCAGAGUCGAUGCCUGAGCCAAGUUGGGAGCCAAAUUCAGAGCCAAGUCAAGAGCCAAGUUCACAGCCUGAAUGCAAGCCCCCGGAGCAAGAAAAAGAGGCCAGUGACAGCAGGGAAGGUAAAAAUGGCACAGCUGGCAGCCAUAAACGGCGACUGUCGUUCGACGCCGAGACUGAAGAAGUAGCCCAGAAGCGACCCCACGAUGACAGCGAAGACGAGGCAACAGAUGCAGCUGCUGAUAAUCCCAAAGGGCGCACGCGCAAAACAAGACUAUGAUUUUACGAGCAGCAUGUAUCUCAAACCAGUCUGUUUUUGUGUGUGUGUGCAUAUACAUUCAUGUGUUUGUGUGCGGGAAGUGCCUCUCGUGGCCACUAAGUGUGUGCCCAGCAAUUCGUCCACCUGCUAGCAUACCUGCGUGGUGGCUAGCAAUGUGUCGCGCCUGAGUGAUGUCACUGUGGCACAGACUGUUGACCUCAGAACUCUUCUGCUCUUUCCAAGUCUUCACAUCAGUAUUUAUAGCCAUUUUCAUGACACUAGCGUGUGUGUGAAGGAAGACAAACUGAGAAAUGUGAUGAGCACUCCCCUCGGAAGAUACAAGGCUGAGACAUGUUAUGUCGAAGUUGCAUCAUGGCUGGUCAACACAUUUUGUCUUGUAGUGCAGAGGUAUAAGCCAAGCAACGUUGCACUGCCAAGAACUACAAAUAUCUCUCUUGUUGGCUGGCUUAGUGUGAGAAGCGGCAGUGAUGGUAGUGAAAUGUGAUACACCCUUGUUUGGGUUUCUGUAGACACCACCCCUGUGUACUGAAUAUUCACAAGAGAACCCAGUUAUUCCGCUGAGUUUCCAACACUACUUGUGGUUGUGCAUUGCACAAUAGCAUGGCUGCUUUUGACAUGCAUUUUUGUGGCACUUGUUCCUAAAAUUUGGGACAGCAAUUGUCCCCACAGACGAUACAAUAUUUCAUUCAGGCAUUGUGGCUACUGCCUCGACCACUGCCCCC
This is a messenger RNA of Rhipicephalus sanguineus (brown dog tick), 2837 nucleotides long. It is a transcript of the gene Pp2C1, whose product is annotated as protein phosphatase 1D. The record is from RefSeq and is a predicted model, not a curated record. Gene Ontology annotation, cellular component: cytosol; nucleus. Bases 244 to 2115 code for a protein of 623 amino acids. Gene Ontology annotation, molecular function: mitogen-activated protein kinase binding; protein serine/threonine phosphatase activity; cation binding. NCBI's taxonomy places the organism in Eukaryota, Metazoa, Arthropoda, Arachnida, Ixodida, Ixodidae. Gene Ontology annotation, biological process: protein dephosphorylation. The transcript has 6 exons.